ACGAUCUCUCUCCAAGCAUUUGUUUGCAUGCACUAUGGAGAAGAAAUAUUCCAGUCAUUUCAUCUUUCAGCUCUUGUUUUUCUUUCUGUACAUCAAGAUUUUAACAUUGGAAAUGGCUGCUGCUCGGACUCAGCCUGUCCCGAUAAGAGUUGGCUUAGUUCUAGACAUGAAUGAUUAUAUUGGAGACAUGGGAUCGAACUGCAUUUCAAUGGCCCUCUCGGACUUCUACGCCACGAAUGCUCAUUACAAGACUAGGCUGCAAAUCCACAGCAGAGACUCCAAUGGUGACGCUGUUGGGGCAGCUGCUGCAGUCCUGGACCUAUUGAAGAAUGUUGAAGUGCAAGCCAUCUUAGGUCCCCUGACCUCUGUUCAAGCAAACUUCAUGAUAAAUCUUGGAGACAAAGCUCAAGUUCCUGUAAUCACGUUUUCAGCCACAAGUCCUUCUCUGUCAUCACUGAGAAGCCCGUAUUUCAUCCGUGCCACUCUGAAUGACUCUUCCCAAGUGGAAGCCAUAAGUGCAGUAAUUCAAGCCUUUGGAUGGAGAGAAGUUGUGCCCAUCUAUGUGGAUAAUGAGUUUGGAGAAGGGAUCAUACCAUUUCUGACGGAUGCGUUGGAACAGGUGAAUGCCCGUGUACCUUAUAGAAGUGCCAUUCCGUCACUAGCAACAGAUGAUCAAAUUGUUGCAGAGCUUUACAAGCUGAUGACAAUGCAAACAAGAGUUUUCAUUGUGCACAUGCUGACCAAUCUUGGUUCUCGACUCUUUAAGAAAGCAAAACAGCUAGGAAUGAUGAGUGAAGACUAUGCAUGGAUCAUAACUGAUGGAAUCGCAAAUGAAUUAUAUUCAAUGGAUCCUUUGGUCGUAGAGUCCAUGCUGGGAGUAAUAGGUGUGAAACCACAUAUUUCAAGAACAAAAGAGUUUGAUAGUUUCACAGUUCGAUACAAGAAAAGGCUUCACCAGAACACACCAACAGCUAUUAGUCCAGACUUGAACAUUUUUGGACUAUGGGCUUAUGACUCGGCCAUUGCACUAGCCAUAGCGGCAGAGAAAGCAAGACUAACCAAUGCUAGCUAUCAGAGGACAGUUAUUUCUACAAAUUCCACAGACCUUGAAGCCUUUGGAGUCUCCAGAACUGGACUGAAGCUUAUUCAGGUUUUAUCAAGUACUUCUUUCAGAGGCCUGGCUGGAAAGUUUCUGUUAGUUGAUGGCCAGCUCCAAUCGCCUCCUUAUGAGAUUGUAAACGUGGUAGGUCCUGGAGCCCGAGUGAUAGGAUACUGGACAAAAGAGAAUGGAAUUUCCAAGAAACUAAAUAUUAGAAAUUCAAAUGCAGCCAUGAAAUCCAGGUCCAAUUUUGGAUCUAUCAUAUGGCCAGGUGAUAAGACAUCUCCACCAAAGGGUUGGGUUAUUCCCACAAACGGGAAGAAAAUGCGAAUAGGAGUGCCUAUAAAUGAUUGUUUUACCGAGUUUGUUCAUGUCACUUGGAAUCUUGACAACUCAAUAGAAGUGGAAGGAUACUGCAUUGAUGUUUUUGAUGCAGUUAUGGCAGCACUACCAUAUACUGUACCCUAUGAAUACAUUCCAUUUGCAACACCUGAGCACAAGUAUGCUGGUACCAAUAACGAUUUGGCCUAUCAAGUAUACCUUGGAAACUAUGAUGCCGUAGCUGGAGAUGUAACUAUUAUAGCAAACAGGUCCCAGUUUGUUGACUUCACUCUGCCUUUUAUAGCAUCUGGCGUUUUGAUGGUUGUACCAGUAAAAGACUACAAGAGCAAAAAUGCAUGGGUUUUUCUGAAGCCACUAACUUGGGAGCUUUGGUUGACAAGCUUUUGCUCCUUUGUUUUCAUUGGGUUCUUGAUUUGGAUUCUUGAACAUCGAAUAAACGAAGACUUCAGGGGCCCUCCUGGACCUCAGUUGGGUGUGAUAUUGUGGUUUGCCUUCUCAAUCAUGGUCUUCGCUCACAAAGAGAAGGUGGUCAGCAACUUGGCUAGGUUUGUGUUGGUGAUAUGGUUCUUGGUGGUUCUUAUACUUACCCAAAGCUACACCGCAAGUCUUGCAUCCAUGUUAACAGUUCAGCAGCUGCAGCCGACGCUCACAGAUGUUAAUGAGCUUAUUAGAAACAAGGAAUAUGUGGGGUACCAGGAGGGAUCAUUUGUUUAUGGUCUUCUAAAGAGAUUGAACUUUGAUGAGUCCAGACUACUGCCAUAUAACUCUCCGGAACAAUGGGAUGAACUUUUCUCCAAAGGAACUGGAAAUGGUGGUAUAGCUGCUGCUUUCGAAGAGAUUCCAUAUAUUAACGUUUUUCUCGCCAAAUACUGCUCAAAGUACACCACCGUUGGUCCUACAUACAAGACUGACGGUUUUGCAUUCGUCUUCCCAAUAGGUUCUCCUCUAGUACCUGAUGUUUCAAGAGCAAUCUUGAACAUAACUGAAGGUGAAAAAAUGGUGGAGAUUGAGAAGAAAUGGUUUGGGAAUAAUGCUAAAUGCACAAACUCUGUAAACCUGCUUUCAUCUGAAAGUCUCGGGCUGGACAGCUUCUGGGGGCUCUUUAUGAUAGUAGGAAUAACUGCAGUUUCAGCCUUAAUGAUACAUGUGAUCAGGUUCUUGCACGAUCAUUGGCAUGUGAUAGUAGAUUCUAGUCCUGAUUCCACAAUUUCGAGCAAGAUAAAAGAGCUACUGCAGAGGUUUGACAAUAGGGAUCUGAGUGCUCAUACUUUCAGGAAAGAUAGAAAUGGUGGAGAUGGUGAGGCUGUGGAGAGGGCAAUGGAAUCCCAUGAAAAUAUCCAACACCGUCCAUCAAGUUUCUCAGGGGCCUCACCUCUAACUGAUGGCCCGGCAAGUGCCGUUUUCUCUGAUUAUUCAGAGCAGAACAUAAGUUUUAGAAGAGAACAGGGGAGUUCAGUGGGAACUGUAAUCAGAAAUUCACAAGGGGAAGCGUCUCAGGUGACAGCAGAAAGUUGAGCCUGUUAGUGGAAAGCACUACAAGAAAAGAUACCGAUCGAAUCAGUAAUAUUUCCUUUAUA
Sesamum indicum (sesame) is the source of this 3018-nucleotide messenger RNA. RefSeq names its product glutamate receptor 2.7-like. Gene Ontology annotation, molecular function: ligand-gated monoatomic ion channel activity. Gene Ontology annotation, cellular component: membrane. NCBI's taxonomy places the organism in Eukaryota, Viridiplantae, Streptophyta, Magnoliopsida, Lamiales, Pedaliaceae. The record is from RefSeq and is a predicted model, not a curated record.